Molecule: messenger RNA, 7994 nt
Organism: Brassica oleracea var. oleracea
Lineage: Eukaryota; Viridiplantae; Streptophyta; Magnoliopsida; Brassicales; Brassicaceae
Exons: 11
Coding region: 197-7771 (2524 amino acids)
Biological process (GO): defense response; signal transduction
Molecular function (GO): ADP binding
Source: RefSeq, a predicted model, not a curated record
CUUGUGUUAGAUCCAGAUCUUUAAGUCGGAGAAAAAAGUAAAUAUAAUACUAUGGCGAUUCUCUUAUGGCAAAGUUCUCAGUCAUUUAAAAAUUGCGAAACGUUGACGAAGAUGCUCACUUACGUUAGCUUUCAAUCAUAUACCAUUUCCCCCAAACUUGUACUCUCUUCGAGCAAAACCUCUCUCAAAUGCUACCAUGGGGAAGAAGCUAACCAACUACAAAUCCCCGCCGCGGCAUCACGUAUUCAUCAAUUCCCACGGAGCCGACCUGCUCCGCGGCGGAUUCGUUCACAAAAUCGGGACGGGCUUGAGCAGCAUCGAUGUCAACGCGUACGCAGAUGAGCCGACUGGUGAAGAAGAAGGUCUUACCCAAGAUGUUUUGGAUAAGAUCGAGAAGUCGAGUAUCGCGAUUGUAGUGUUCUCGAGCAGGUACACCGAGUCGAGAUGGUGCUUAGAGGAGCUUGUCAAGGUCAAAGCACGAAUGGAACAAGGCAAACUCACCGUGAUUCCGAUCUUCUACAAGCUCGAAGGAGGCUCAGGUCUCAACUUGGAGAAUCCCGCUAUGCGUGAUUUUGAUUCUGAAAAGGUCAAGUUCUGGAACGAAGCUUUGGAUUCCGUCUCGUGCACGAUGGGAUAUCACUUGUAUAAGACCAGUGAUGAGUCCAGGUUUAUCACUAGCAUUGUCAAGGAGGUCAAAAGACUAUUGAUCCAAAUUCCAUUAGAGGAGCACGUUAACGAGUCAGAUGAUUCACUGAUUGAGAAGCAGAAAGACGCCUCUGUGGACUCCUCCAAAUCAGAGACUGUGGAUGGUGUGAGUGUCAUAGGUGAAGCAGAAUUGAGUGGAGAAUCAGUAAACGAUAUCACUUUCCUUUGCGAAGCCGACGAGAGAGUUGACUCAGUCAAUGACGAAGAAGUUAGCACAAGCUCUACCUCAGUGACCUCCUACAAACCUCCGCCUGAGCAUAACGUGUUCAUUAAUUUCCGGGGAACUGACCUGCACGACGGCUUUGUCGGCCACAUCGUGGAAGCACUGGAAAAAGUUGGAUUCAACGUCUAUAUAGAUGAAGAGGAGCCGCAACCUGGUGAUCUUACAGAUCUUCUGUUCAAGAGGAUCGAGGAGUCGAGGAUUGCGAUAGUAAUCUUCUCAAGCAGGUACACUGAAUCAACUUGGUGCUUAGAUAAGCUGGUGAAGAUCAAAGAACGAAUGGAUGAAGGAAAGCUCCUUAUCAUUCCAAUCUUCUACAAGGUGAAUCAAUUGCAGGUUAAGCAACUUGAGGGAAAUUUCGGUGUCAGGCUUUGGAAUUUGUGGAGGAUUUAUCGAGGGCACCAAAUCAUUAAGUGUAAGGAAGCUUUGGAGUCUGUUGGAGGCAUGAGGGGUUUCCCGUUUGAGGAGUUUCGUCUUGAGAGUGAGCUCAUAACUUCCAUUUAUAGGGAGGUCAUUACUCAAAUGAUCAAGAUUUCGUCACCGGAAUGGAAAAAACCAUCUUUGUUUCAUUCUUCACAGAGGGGAGAAAGUAUUCAGUUGCCCACAAGAAAAGAUGAAAAUCAUGAAACUUAUAUCAGUGAGCAUCCCUUCUUUGGAAUCGAGCUGCGAAUGCAGCAAUUGGAGCAAAAGUUAGAGUUUGAUAACAACGAAACUCGAAUUAUUGGAGUUGUUGGGAUGCCCGGUGUGGGUAAAACCGCUCUCGCAAUGAUGUUGCACGAAAAGUGGAACCGAAACUUUGUACGUUGCAUGCCUCUUAUGGGUAUCCGCAAGAUGUUAAACGACCAUGAGCCAGCGUGGCUGCGGAAGACGCUCCUGGAAGUCCUACUCGAGGGGAAUUUUCCAGUUACAAACAACGAGACAACACAUGAAUCUGUGAAGGAUAAACUGCUCCAGGCUAAAGUCUUUGUUAUUCUUGAUGACGUGAGUGAGAAGAAGCAGUUGGACAUUCUCCUUGGAAAUCUAGACUGGAUUAAGAAGGGGAGCAAGAUUGUUAUCACAACGUGUGACAAAUCUCUGCUCGAGGGAUUUGCUAAUGAUACUUAUGUGGUCCCGCUAUUGAAUGAUAAAGAGGCCUUUCAACUCUUUUGUUAUCAUGCCUUUGAUGAUAAAAUCAAUAGUCCCACCGGGACCCUCCUGACUCUCUCCAGAGUAUAUGUUGAUUACGCCCGAGGACACCCGCUGGCUCUCAUUUUACUGGGCACUGAACUUCGUGGAAAAGAGGAGGCUCACUGGGAACAUAGACUGGAGACAGUAACACAUAGUUACGAUACAAAUAUCUGGAGAUUCUCUACUGAUCAACUUAAUGAGCAGCAGAAAGAUGUGUUCGACAUUAUAUAUUUUUUCAUAUCAGAGGACGAGUAUUUUAUUAGGUGUCUUCUGGGCUCAGGAGAUUCUGACGCUACUGAGCCCGUAGGUGUAUUAAGAGACCUCGCUGACAAGUUCCUGAUCACAAUCUCCGGUGGCCGAGUAGAGAUGAAUGACUUACUGUACAGGUUUGGCAAGGGUCUUGGUUCUCCUUGGCGGCGUAGGCUGUGGAACUACAACGAUAAAAAAAUUAAUACAAUGGAAGCUAAUAAUGUGAGAGGUGUUUUGUUAGACAUGUCCCAAGUAACAGAGAAGAUUGACUUGGAAAGUAUGGCCUUCACCAAUAUGGACAAUCUUCGAUACUUGAAGAUAUUUGAUUCUUGUUGUCCUCGGCAAUGUAAAACUAAAUGCAUACACGUCCCAAAUGGGUUCAAAUUUCCCUUGAAAGAGGUUCGAUAUUUUCAUUGGGUAAAAUUCCCGUUGGAGGAACUUCCCCCAGAUUUCAGUCCUGGAACCCUUGUUGACCUUAGGCUGCCGUACAGCAAAAUUGAACGUGUUUGGAAAGGCGUUAAGGCCGCACCACGAUUGAAAUGGGUAGAUCUACGCCACUCCACCAAGUUGCUUGACUUGUCAGCAUUGUCAAAAGCUGAGAACCUUCAAAGACUAAUUUUGGAAGGCUGCACGAAUUUGAAGGAGUUACCUAGAAAGAUUCAAAAGAUGAAGUCUCUUGUUUUCCUGAACCUGAGAGGAUGCAUACGUCUUUCAUCUCUUCCCUUGAUGAAUUUAAUUUCUCUAAAAACUCUCAUCCUUAGUGACUGCACAAACCUCGAGGAAUUUCAGCCUAUCUCUGAAAGUCUAGAAGUUCUACAUUUGGAUGGCACUGCAAUCAAGGGACUUCCUCCGGCCAUCAAGAACCUCCAGAAACUAGUCUUAUUGAAUUUGAAGAACUGCAAAAUGUUGGAGUAUCUUCCCAACUGCCUUGGAGAGCUGAAAGCUCUUGAAGAAUUAAUACUCUCUGGUUGUUCAAGGCUUAAGAAUCUUUCAGAUGUAAAGGAGAGCAUGAAACAUCUUUUGAGUUUACUUAUCGACAGUAUAGGAGCAAAAGAAAUGCCAAACUUAUCGUGCAUUACUAUACCCGAAAGCCAAUCUUGUGCAGAUAUGGUAUUAAAACGUAUUGGCCCGAGCAGAUGGCCAUUUGUUGUUAAUAGAGUAUCCUGUCUGCAACGUCUAUGUUUAAGCGGAAAUGAUUUUGUCAGCCUGGAAAGUGACAUUUGGCAACUUUAUGAUCUGAAAUGGCUUGACGUGAAGGAGUGCAAGAAGUUGAGAUCUAUUCCGAUGCUUCCACCAAAACUUCAAUACUUUGAUGCUCAUGGCUGUGAUUCACUGGAAAGUGUGGCAAAUCCUCUGGCCCUUCCGGUUCUAACGGAGCAGAUCAAUGUCAGAUUCAACUUUUCGAACUGCAACAAUUUAGAUCAAGAUGCAAAGGAUAGUAUUAUAUCCUAUACUCGAUGGAAAAGCCAGUUUCCGUUAGAUACACUCUUUCGGGACAACCGGAGUUUUGUUUUUGAAGCUUUAGUUGAAACUUGCGUUCCAGGAUGGGAAGUACCCGCAUGGUUCAGUCAUCAAGCAUCUGGGUCGCUGUUAGAGCAAAAGCUUCGUCCGCACUUUUGUGAUAACCAGUUUACUGGGAUAGCACUGUGCGCUGUUAUCCUGUUUCCAGGCUACCUUGACCAGAGCAACCGUCUCUUAGUGACAUGUAAUUGUGUGUUCAAGUAUGAAGAUGGGUCUUGUAUCCGCUUUAGUUGCACUGUUGGCAGCUGGAACGAGCCAAGUAACACAGUGCUGAAGCUCGCGUCAUCUCAUGUAUUUAUUGGCUAUACCACUAUGCUGGAUAACAAAAAAAAUGGUGAGAAGGAUAAUGAAGAAGGCUGUACUCUUACUGAUGCUUCCCUUGAGUUUCAAGUAAGAGAUAGUGCUGAGGAGGUAGUUGGUUGCAGGGUGCUGAAUUGUGGCUUUAGAUUGGUAUAUGCAUCCGAUGAAAGGGAAAAUACAUGUUGGGAUGCAAAGAGGAUUGAGAACAUCCCAGGUGAACCCAAAACACUCGAAAAAUAUCCAAGCCAUGAUGAUAUCCAGAAUGAGUCUUCCUGUCUAACUUUAGGAACGGAGGAAAACUUCUUAACUGAAGUAGAAUCUGGUGCUAACCUAAGUUUACGGAAGAGUUUAGAAAACAAGAGAGUUGACACUUUAAGUGUAGAAAAUGAAGGAGGAGAAAUUGCUAUGAGCUCUGAUCACGAGAACACGUCUUCAGGAAAUUUAGAGAAGCUUGAAAUGAGCUAUUUCGUUGGACUUAGACUACGACUUAAGCAAAUGGAAAAGGUGUUGUACUCGACGUGGGGAGAAACUCGCAUUGUUGGAGUUGUUGGGAUGCAUGGUAUUGGUAAAACAACUCUCACGAAGAUAUUGUUUGACAGGCGUGGGUCUAAGUUUCCAAGCCACUCGUUUUUAACAAUGUCGAAGGAGUACAGACUAGAGCAAUUGAGGAGGAUGUUCCUGAAAGAGUUACUCAAACACACUAAUCAAAACAUAAGCGAUGAGACAACACAUGAAUUCGUGAAAGAUGAUCUGCUUCAGACCAAGAUUUUCGCUGUUCUUGAUAAUGUGAGUGACAAGAAUCAAUUACAGUUUCUACUCGGCAAUCUUGACUGGAUUAAGAAGGGAAGCAAGAUUGUUAUUACAACGUGUGAAAAGUCAUUGCUCGAGGGACUUGCUCAUGAUACUUAUGUGGUUCCACCCUUGAACAACAGGGAGGCGUUUCAACUCUUUAGUUAUCAUGCCUUUAAGGAUCAAAAUUGUAGUCCUACUGGGACCUUUGUGUCGCUUUCCAGGAUGCUCGUGGAUAGUGCAGGAGGUAAUCCACUAUCUCUCACGUUACUGGGCAGCGAUCUCUGUGGGAAAGACGAGGCCUACUGGGAAGAAGAACUGCAACGGGCGAGACAAAGUUUCAAUACGAAGAUGAGAGAAGUUUGGACAUUCUAUUUUGACCAACUUAAUGAGCGGCAGAAAGAUGUAUUCCUCGACAUAGUGCACUUUUUCAAAUCAGAGGACGAGUACUUUAUUAGAAGUCUGAUGGAUUCAGGAAAUUUCGAAACUGUGAGUGAAGUUAAAGAUCUCGCUGACAAGUUGCUUACUACACUUCCCGGUGGGAAAAUAGAAAUACAUGACCAAAUGUUGACAUUGGGCGACGAACUUGGUUCACCUGGGUGGUAUAGGCUUUCGAACUACAAAGAUAUAAUCGAAUAUCUGACAAAGGAGAAACACCAGGAAGCUAAUAAUGUGAGAGGUAUUAUCUUAGACAUGUCCGAAGUAGAGACGCAUAUCGUCUUGGACAGUAUGACCUUCACCAAUUUGCGGAAUCUUCGAUACCUCAAGAUAUAUGAUUCUUCUUGUCCCCGGCAGUGUAAAUAUAACUGCAAAUUACACUUUCCAGAUGGGUUCGAACUCCCCUUGGAAGAGGUUCGAUAUCUCCAUUGGGUAAAAUUCCCGUUAGAGGAACUUCCGCCAGAUUUCAGACCUGAAAAUCUUGUGGACCUUAGGUUGCCUUACAGCAAAAUUGAACGUGUUUGGGAAGGUGUUAAGGACACCCCACGAUUGACAUGGGUAGAUCUACGCCAUUCCAGUAAGUUGUGCAACUUGUCAGCAUUGUCCAAGGCUGAAAAUCUUCAAAGAUUAAAUUUGGAAGGCUGCACAGUUUUGAAUGAGUUACCUGCGGAAAUUCAAAAUAUGAAGUCUCUGGUUUUCCUGAACCUGCGAGGAUGCAUACGUCUUUGGUCCCUUCCAAAGAUGAAUUUAAUUUCUCUGAAAACUCUCAUCCUUAGCGGUUGCACAAACCUGGAGGAGUUUCAGCUAAUCUCUGAAAGUGUAGAAUUUCUCCAUCUGGAUGGCACAGCAAUCAAAGGACUUCCUCUCGCCAUCCAGAAACUCCAGAGGCUUGUCUUAUUGAAUUUAGAAAAUUGCAAAAGGUUGGAGUGUCUUCCCAACUGUCUUGGAGAGCUGAAAUCUCUUGAAAAAUUGAUAGUUUCUGGUUGUUCAAUCCUUCAGAAUCUUUCAGAGGUAAGGGAUAACAUGAAAUAUCUCCAGAGUUUACUUAUUGAAAGGAUAGGAGGAAAGGAGAUGCCAAACAUAUGCGAAGGACGAGCUUCUGCAGAUGUUGUCGUACAACCUUUUGGCCCAAGCAUAUGGACACGUGGUGUUAAUGGAGCUUCCUCUCUGCGACGUCUAUCUUUAAGUGGAAAUGAUUUUGUCAGCCUCCAAACUGACAUUGGAAAACUUUACAAUCUAAAUUGGCUUGACGUGAAGGAUUGCAAGAUGCUGAGAUCUAUCCCGAUGCUUCCACCAAGACUUCAGUACUUUGACGCGCAGGGCUGUGAUUCACUGGAGAGAGUUGCAAAUCCUUUGGCCAUUCAAGUGUUCACACAUCACAGCCAUGCGACCUUCAAUUUUUCCAACUGUAACAAGUUGGAUCAAGAUGCAAAAGAUAGUAUCAUAUCCUAUACCCAGUGGAAAAGCCAGUUAGUGUUAAAUGCACUCUAUCGACACAGUGGGGCUUCGGUUUUGGAACCUUUGACUGGAACCUGUUAUCCUGGAUGGGAAGUACCUGCAUGGUUCAGUCACCAAGCUUCUGGAUCUGAGUUAGAGCCAAAUCUGCCUCCACACUGGAAUCACAACAGGUUCACAGGAAUAGCUCUAUGUGCUGUUAUCCGAUUUUCGGACUACCAUGAGCAGAGGAACCGCCUCUUAGUGAAAUGUAAAUGUGGGUUUAAUAAUGAAGACGGGUCUCGUUUUUUCCGCUUAAGCUGUACGGUUGGCGGUUGGAGUGAUCCAGGUAAAACAGCAGGGGAUAUUGCACCGUCUCACGUCUUUAUUGGAUAUGCCAGUAUGUUGGAUAUUAAGAAACAUGCUGAAGAGGAUAAAGAGGGAUGUGGUCAUACCAAGGCUUCUUUUCAAUUUGAAGUGACAGAUGGUACAAAAGUGUUAAAUAGCUGCGAGGUACUGAAAUGUGGCUUUAGUUUGGUAUAUGCAUCCGAUGAAUUGCAGGUUAAAUUUGGUUUACGAGAUGAAGCUAAUCAGUACAGAGCUUAUUCAAGAAAAGUCUCUAAUGCAAAGAUGGAAACCGAAACAACGGAAAGGCGACCGGAUAGUAGGCAUGAGAUAGUUGAACUGCCAAAUAAAAUGAUAGCCAUGACAAAGACAGCUGGCAUACCCUCGGAAGUUUAUAGCAUGGAUGCCUCUUUUGUUGAAAAGACUUCUGAGGCUAUUCCGAAAGAGCUAACCAUAAUAGCUGGAAGAAAGCUCAAGUCCUUGGGAAGAGGAGUUAUGGCAGUUGGGCGCGUCUUGUUUCUGGCUUUGUUUGUAGCUUUUCUCUUUAAUCUCUUUAUAGCUCCUCUACUUUUCACCGAUGCAAAAUCUCCUGCCUCCUGGUAAGUUCUCAUUGGUUUUCAUUGCUGGGUGUUGUGUUGUUUUGGGUUUCAUAGCAUGUGCUUGUUGUGUUUGUUUUAAACUGCAUUUGAAAUAUAUUAUACUUGGUUCGUGAGAAGAUAUUUGCUUCGACAUGUAAGUCUUUACUUUUUUUAUUUUUUUAUGAACUAGGUCUUGGACAUUUUUAACUGGAACCAAAGAAUCGAACUAAACCGAAAUAUUAUAAAUA